AGCCUCCGGCGCCUUAGGUCGGCGGCUCAAAUCUGCCACUCCGGCGCCUGCUGCGCGGGCCGCCGGGACUGGGGCGCUUCGCUGGCGCGCCUGGCUGGCGACUGAACAAGUUCGGAGCGUCCCUCCUCCCAGAGAGAACUUCUAGAUCCGCGGCCCCAGGAUGGGGCUGGCCCCGCUGCGGCUGCUGCUGGGGCUCUUGCUCUCGGCGCUCGGGAGUGGAGCCAUUGCUGAGGUGCAGGAAGACACCAAGCUGUCCCCAGGACCUUUCCCCAGGAACCUGCCAGCUGACCGCAUGCCACUGUCCUCUGUCCACCGCCGCGGGGUCCAGCCUGCCUGGAUGUUUUCACCAACCCAGGCUGGAAUACCACAUCCGGGGAACACGGCUGUCCCCCAGGCGACCUCGGCUGCGUCAAAGCUGCCACCUAUUGCCUUUAAUCACACAGUUGGACACAUAAUACUUUCCGAACACAAAGAUGUCAAGUUCAAUUGCUCCAUCAGUGUACCUAAUAUCUACCAGGACGUUGCCAUUACUUGGUGGAAAGACGGGAAGGAGCUUGGAGCCCAUCAUUCCAUCACCCAGUUUUACCCAGAUGACGAAGUCACAUCCAUAAUUGCAUCCUUCAGUAUAAUCAGUGUUCAGCGUUCAGACAAUGGGUCGUAUGUCUGUAAGAUGAAGAUAAACAACGAUGAGAUUGUGUCCGACCCCAUCUACAUCGAGGUACAAGGACUUCCUCACUUCACCAAGCAGCCCGAGAGCAUGAACGUCACCAGGAACACCGCCUUCAACCUCACCUGUCAGGCCGUGGGCCCCCCUGAGCCCGUCAACAUUUUCUGGGUGCAAAACAGCAGCCGCCUUAAUGAACAGCCCGAAAAAUCCCCCUCCGUUCUCACCGUGCCUGGUCUGACGGAGAUGGCGGUCUUCAGUUGCGAGGCCCACAACGACAAAGGGCUGACCGUGUCCGAGGGCGUGCAGAUCAACAUCAAAGCAAUUCCCUCCCCGCCAAAAGAAGUCCGCAUCCACAAGAGCUCGGCUCACAGCGUUCUCGUCUCCUGGGUCCCAGGUUUUGACGGAUACUCUCCAUUCAGCAAUUGCAGCAUCCAGGUCAAGGAAGUUGACCCUCUGAGUAACGGCUCGCUCAUGACCUUUUACACCUCGCCCACCCCACAUCUGUAUCAGAUCGAGCAGCUGCAAGCCCUGGCUAAUUACAGCGUCGGCGUGUCCUGCAUGAACGAGAUAGGCUGGUCGGCAGCGAGCCCUUGGGUUCUGGCCAGCACCACUGAAGGAGCACCAUCGGUGGCACCUUUAAACGUCACUGUGUCCCUAAACGAGUCUGGAGGUUACCUGGACGUCAGGUGGACGAAGCCCCCGAUCGCGCUGCAGGCGGGGCAGCUGGUGGGCUACCGGAUAUCACACGUGUGGCAGAGCUUGGGGACUUUCAAGGAGCUCUCUGAAGAAGUCGGCCAGAAUGGCAGCCAGGCUCAGAUCCCUGUUCAAGUCCACAACGCCACCUGCACCGUGAGGAUCGCAGCCAUCACUAAAGGGGGCGUUGGGCCUUUCAGCGACCCAGUGGAAAUAUCUGUCCCUGCGUACGGUGAAGUGGAUUAUGCCCCCUCGUCAACUCCAGCGCCUGGCAACACAGAGCCCCUGCUGGUCAUUCUCGGAUGCUUCUGUGGAUUUAUGUUGAUUGGGCUGGUUUUAUAUAUUUCUAUGGCCAUCAGAAAAAGACUCCAGGAGACAAGGUUUGGGAGUGCGUUCACGGAGGAGGAUGCUGAAUUAGUCGUAAAUUAUAUAGCGAAGAAGUCCUUCUGCCGGCGGGCCAUCGAACUCACCUUACACAGCUUGGGAGUCAGCGAGGAGCUACAGAAUAAACUAGAGGAUGUUGUGAUUGACAGGAAUCUCCUGAUCCUGGGGAAAAUUCUGGGCGAAGGAGAGUUUGGGUCUGUGAUGGAAGGCAGUCUGAAGCAGCCAGACGGGACCUCUCAGAAGGUGGCAGUGAAGACCAUGAAGUUGGACAACUUUUCUCAGCGGGAGAUCGAGGAGUUUCUCAGCGAGGCAGCCUGCAUGAAGGACUUCAACCACCCGAACGUCAUCCGGCUUCUAGGUGUGUGUAUAGAGAUGGGCUCCCAAGGCGUCCCGAAGCCCAUGGUAGUCCUGCCCUUCAUGAAGUACGGGGACCUGCACACCUAUCUGCUGCAUUCCCGUCUGGGAACAGGGCCAAAGCACGUGCCCCUGCAGACCCUGUUGAAGUUCAUGGUGGACAUCGCCCUGGGAAUGGAGUAUCUGAGCAACAAAAAUUUUCUUCAUCGGGAUUUAGCUGCUCGGAACUGCAUGUUACGAGAUGACAUGACCGUCUGCGUGGCGGACUUUGGCCUCUCCAAGAAGAUUUACAGUGGUGAUUACUACCGCCAAGGCCGCAUCGCCAAGAUGCCCGUGAAGUGGAUCGCCAUGGAGAGCCUCGCCGACCGAGUCUACACCAGCAAAAGUGACGUGUGGGCAUUUGGCGUGACCAUGUGGGAAAUAGCAACGCGGGGAAUGACUCCCUACCCCGGCGUCCAGAACCACGAGAUGUAUGACUACCUUCUCCACGGCCACAGGCUGAAGCAGCCCGAGGACUGCUUGGACGACCUGUAUGAAAUAAUGUACUCCUGCUGGAGCACUGACCCCCUGGACCGACCCACCUUCUCGGCGCUGAGGCUCCAGCUGGAGAAGCUCUUGGAGAGUCUGCCUGAGGCGCAGGACAAGGCGGACAUCAUCUACGUCAACACCCAGCCGCUGGAGGGCCCCGAGGGCCUGGCCGGGGAGCCGCCUCCCGCUCCGCUGGACAUGCACAUGGACCCCGAUGCCAUCGUGGCUUCUUGCACCUCCGCCGUCAGCGUGGUCACCGCGGACGUUCAUGAGAAGAGCCCGCAGGAGGAAAGGUACAUCCUGAACGGGGGCAGCGAGGAGUGGGACGAUCUGGCUGGAAGGAACGGAGUUUUACCGGAGGACAAACUCGUGAGGAAUGGGGUCUCCUGGUCCCACGGUAGCACGCCGCCCCUGGGGGACCCAUCGUCCGAUGAACUGCUGUUCGCAGACGACUCCUCCAGAGACUCAGAACUCCCUGUGUGAGGCGGCCAGAGGGGAGACGGCGGGAAUCAAGUAGGGGCCCACGUCGGGGGACCCAGCGCCUUUGCAAGUCAACCCCACGGCCCCCCAGCACCGCAGGAUAUCACCAAGUGAAUCUCCAUUCCGAUCCCUAGGAGGGCCGAGUGCAGCCCAGUGGCAGAGCACAUGCUAGCCUGUCCGAGGCGCUGGGUUCCAUCCUCAGCACUCCCCCAAAAUGAAAAUACGUAAUAUAUAUUUAUUUAAAAGAGGAAAAAUAUAUAUAUAUGUAUAUUGUGAAAAGAGAGAAUGUUAUAUUUUGAUAAAAGAAGACUCCCUUCAUUUCACUUACCUUGCAGAUCUUAAAAGCUGAGCUCCUGCUAGUCCUCGAUGAUCGCUUUUGUACAGAGUUGGUUGUUUUUUUAAAGUCCUUUUCAUGACUCUGAAGUGUAAAUAUAUUUGUAAAAUGAAAUGCCAAAUUUGACUUUGCUUCUAACGUCUUCCUGAGAAAUCUGAUGUGCCUCUGUGAAUCGUGUGAUUCAUUUAAUAUUUAAAUUUUUGUAACUGAUUAAUUUUCUGAUGGGACUUUCUAAUAAAACAUGAACGCAGA
This is a messenger RNA of Ictidomys tridecemlineatus (thirteen-lined ground squirrel), 3692 nucleotides long. RefSeq names its product MER proto-oncogene, tyrosine kinase (gene Mertk). Gene Ontology annotation, biological process: protein phosphorylation; cell surface receptor protein tyrosine kinase signaling pathway; cell migration. Gene Ontology annotation, molecular function: ATP binding; transmembrane receptor protein tyrosine kinase activity; protein binding. NCBI's taxonomy places the organism in Eukaryota, Metazoa, Chordata, Mammalia, Rodentia, Sciuridae. Gene Ontology annotation, cellular component: signaling receptor complex; plasma membrane. The record is from RefSeq and is a predicted model, not a curated record.